AUGGCUGCCGCUAGCAUAGCAAGCUAGCGCGCGAACUAGUUAGCUUCUUUGAUUUACUUCUUGUAAAUGUUUGUACUUCAAGCUAGCGCGCUAACUAGUUCGCUUAUUUGAUUUACUUGUAAAUGUUUGUACGUCAAGCUAGCGAGCUAACUAGUUAGCGUCUUUAAUUUACUUCUUGUAAAUGUUUGUACUUCAAGCUAGCGCGCUAACUAGUUAGCGUCUUUGAUUUACUUAUUGUAGAUGUUUGUACUUCAAGCUAGCGCGCUAACUACGUAGUUAGCUUCUUUGAUUUACUUCUUGUAAAUGUUUGUACUUCAAGCUAGCGCGCUAACUAGUUAGUUUAUUUGAUUUACUUCAUACAAAUGUUUGUACUUCAAACGCAGUGUGGAAGACGGAGAAAAAGAGACAAUAACUUACCAGACAGGACGAGAGGAGAACCUUUUUUUCACUCGAUUUCACCAGCUCAAUAGUCUCCAUGCAGAAAGGUAGAAAUAUAAUGUAGCAUUGCUGAUGCCUAGUAACCACAGUACUAAAUAUAACUUGGCUUUCAAUAUUUUUGACUUUAUGAAUUUAUGACAUAAUCAGCCACGAAAUAAUUAACAGUUAUAAAAUAAUAAUUCUUUGAAAAGCGGAUAUCUUGAGGGAGCGAUAUUCGAUAUAGCAGUGAUUAUUGACGUUCGAACCGGAAGUCGAAGUGAAGCCGUUUUGUCGCCCUCUGCCCUCUAGUGGACACUUUUAGUAUAGGUGGCGCCAUGCGUGAUAUGAAGUCGAUAUGGCGAUCCAAGAAGCACUUAUGAGAAGAUGGAAGCGUUUGAAAAGAGCCCGUAGAGAACGAGCAGGGCAACAUGUCCACAUUUGGAGGCCGUGUGUGACACCGCCCCCCUUUCCCGGUCUUUUUAUGACAGUGUAACCGAGCCGGUGGGAGUGGGAGUGGGGGCGGGCUGAUGUGAUUUGUGUGCAGCAGAAGGAGACGAAGAAGAAGCAGACGCAGGACGACGCCGUGGAUUUGUGGAUCUUUACUAUUCUUUAGGAUAUUUCCCCCGUGGUUUUCAUCUGUAGAAAGCGAUGGAUUACUGCGUGUGUGUACUUUUGCUACUCUCCAGCGUGUCCUGCGUGUCCACCGGACAGUUCCCCAACGCGCACAUGAUAAAAGAAUGGGUGGACCAGAUGCAAAAGGACUUGAUCACGCUAACAGACAAGGCGAGCGGCAUCCAAAGUCUCAUUCAGAUCUAUAAAAACCACCAGACGCACUUCAGCGUGGAGUCCAACAACGCCCGGCAGCUGGUGGCCACGGCCGCCGGGAACAUCGAGAGGCUGCUGCAAAAUCGCUCCAAAGCCCUGAAGAGGCUGGCAACAGAGGCGGAAAACUUCCAAAUGGACCACGACUGGCAGGACAACAGCGAGGCUGACAAAAUUGUCUACUACAAUGCCAAAGAUGACCUCAACCAGACGCAGAAGAAAAACCGCUACGUCCCCGAGGACUUCCACGUGGACCCGGACUUCAAACGUCUGGUGUCGUACAACACCACGGCCGUCCACAUCCCCACCGACAUAUACGAGGGCUCCACCAUCAUCCUCAAUGAGCUCAACUGGACCGAAGCCCUGGAGGAGGUCUUCCGUAAAAACAAGGAGGAGGACCCGUCUCUCCUGUGGCAGGUGUUUGGUUCCGCCACCGGGCUGGCUCGCUACUUCCCAGCAUCCCCCUGGAUCGACUCGAGCAAAUCAGCCAAUAAGAUUGACCUCUACGAUGUACGCAGGCGGCCAUGGUACAUCCAGGGGGCGGCCUCACCCAAGGACAUGCUGAUCCUGGUGGACGCGAGCGGCAGCGUGUCGGGUCUGACCCUCAAGCUGAUCCGAACGUCCGUCAGCGAGAUGCUGGAGACGCUGUCGGACGACGACUACGUCAACGUCGUCUAUUUCAACGACAAGGCCACGCACGCCGCCUGCUUCGAGAACCUGGUGCAAGCCAACGUGCGAAACAAGAGGAUCCUGAAGGAAGCCGUGCAGGGCAUCAGCGCCAAGGGCACCACCAAAUACAAGGAAGGCUUCGAGCUGGCCUUCAAGCAGCUCGCCCAGGUAAACGUAUCCAGGGCCAACUGCAACAAGAUCAUCAUGCUCUUCACCGAUGGAGGCGAGGAGCGCGCUGAGGAGAUCUUUCAGCACUACAACCCCAAACAAGCCGUGCGCAUUUUUACAUUCUCAGUGGGUCAGCACAACUACGACAAAGGACCCAUACAGUGGAUGGCGUGUGCUAACAAAGGUUACUAUUAUGAGAUCCCAUCCAUUGGCGCCAUCAGGUUGAACACUCAAGAGUACCUUGACGUUUUGGGCAGACCCAUGGUCAAAGCAGACCGGAAGGCCAAGCAGGUCCAGUGGACUAACGUCUACCAGGACGCACUGGAGCUGGGACUGGUCAUCACGGGAACGCUUCCUGUCUUCAACAAGACCAACACGGGGUCAAAGAAAUCCCAGAACCAGCUCAUCCUGGGUGUCAUGGCCAUCGACGUCUCGCUGGAAGACAUCAAGAGACUCACGCCACGCUUUACUUUUGGACCAAACGGCUACUACUUUGCCAUCGACCCCAACGGAUACGUGCUGCUUCACCCCAACCUCCAGCCGCCGACGGCCGAGUUCCACGAGCCUGUCACCUUGGACUUCUUGGAUGCCGAGCUGGAGAAUGACGUCAAAGUGGAGAUAAGAAGGAAGAUGAUUGAUGGUCUGACAGGAAAUUAUCCAAUUUCUGCUCUGGUCAAAUCACAAGAUGAGCGCUACAUUGACGUGGGGCAGAGGACCUACACCUUUGCACCAGUAAAGGGUACCGAUUACAGUCUGGCGCUGGUUCUGCCCGACUACAGCUCGCAUUACAUCCGGGCCACCAUCGGCGACACCAUCACACAAGCCAAAUUUUCUGAGAGCCUGCUGGCCGACAAGUUUGAUGAAUACGGCUUCACGCUCAUAGCGCCGAGGGUGUACUGCAAGGACCUGAAGCCGCCCGGCAAGGACAAAAGCAACACCGAGUUCCUGAUGGAGUUCAACAAUUACAUCGACACCAAGACUCCAAACAACCCCAUGUGCAACGUGGAGCUGGUGAACCGAUUGCUCCUGGACGCUGGCAUCACUUCAGGUCUCAUCAAGAUCUGGAAGGAGAAUAAGUUGCCGCCCGGCGUCACCGCCAGGUUUGUUGCCACAGACGGAGGAAUCACCCGGGUGUACCCGAAAAGCGCUGGCCUGAACUGGAGGGAGGAGGCGGAGACGUACGAGUCCAGUUUCUACAAGCGCAGUUUGGACAACGACCUGUACAUCUUCACUCCAACGCCGUACCUCAACAAGAACACAAGCGACGACUCGGUCCUCGUGAGCAGAGCCGUCAACCUGAUGAUUGACAAUAAGCUCCUAAAACCAGCGGUGGUGGGCGUCAAGUUGGACAUCAGCGCCUGGAUGGCGAGCUUCAUCAACACCACGCAGAGGACCAACUGCACCGAUGAGAUCUGCGGCUGCCAACGAAACGAUGUGUACGUAGACUGCGUCAUUCUGGAUGAUGGCGGCUUCCUGGUGAUGUCCAAUCGAGAUGAAUACAUCGACCAGAUCGGGCGCUUCUUCGGAAUGAUUGAUCCCAUCCUGAUGAUCAACCUGGUCAACUCCUCGCUGUUCACCGACAAGAAGUCCUUCGACUACCAAUCACUGUGUGAACCCGAGACGGAGAACGAGGCGGCGGCGGGGCUGAGAUCUGUCUAUGUGCCCUCCGUUGCCGAUAUUUUGAACGUCGGGUGGUGGGCCACCGCUGCAGCCUGGUCCAUACUGCAACAGGUGCUGUUCAGCAUCACGUUCCCAAAUUUCCUGGACGCAGCCGGCAUGGAUGAGGAUGCGUCAGACAUCGUACACAAGGAAGUGUGCAUCACCGAGCAGACGCAGUACUACUUCAACAACGACGACAAUUCCUUCAAAGGCACGGUGGACUGUGAAAACUGCUCCAGAAUUUACCACGCCGAGAAGCUUCCCAACACAAACCUGGUCUUCAUCAUCGCCGACGCCAAACUCACCUGCAGGUCAUGUGACAACACCCUGCUGAUACAGGAUGAGCAACAGUCUAACGGACCCGAUCCCUGCAUAGUGGCCCAGAAUCCUCGCUACAGGAAAGGACCCGCCGUCUGCUUCGAUAGCAACGAACACGAGGAGGACCCCGACUGUGGGGGCACGUCCGGCCUGAGCCCCUCGCUGUGGCUGACGGCGGCGCUUCAGCUGGCGCUUCUGUGGCUUCACGCGGGCUCCAGACAUCACGGCGUGCCGUCAUGACCUCCCCCGUCCGAACGUCCACCGCCGCCAUCUUUCUACCAGCAUGCAACGCUGCCCCCUGACGGUUUGAUUUCUCUGGAUGGAGACUCGCCGACGGAGAGGGCGGUGCUGCCUUCCAGGACUCGGCGGUUUAUUUGGUUGUUAGACCGCCGGAAGCGAACGCUUGGUUUUCGAAUCCAUCCGCGGUGGCGAGCGUUCGCUUCUUCGUUGGCCACGCCUGAGCUCCGCAAACCUUUACCCUACAUCUAAAGUUCUUCCCUGAAUCCUCAGCCUCCGGGUUUGUUCCGGACUUCCCGUUAGAGCGCUCCAAUGACAACCAAUCAGGAGGAACCUGACUGAAUCAUCUCUAGUGCCAUGUGUGAUUCCUGUUAGCCGUUUAUUUAUUGGAUGCUGAACGUAAACACCGAAAAAACCAUCCGCAUUUACUCAAGUCCUGUUGUCGUUUCUUUCGAGCCAACUUGCAGACCCAACAACAAAACCCUUAAAGGUCCCUUAUCCUUUUUUUUUUUUACAAUUUUAAACAACACAUGUGACGAUAACAAACAAAAUGAUCCAACUCACAGCUGCCAUGACUGAUGGUUGCAUUUUAAGAUGUGUGGCGAAGCCUGCUUGUAGUAUUAAUGAGUACUGGAAUUGUGAUUCUACUUCGUCCUACGAGGAAUUGUGUGCGUCUGCUAAUGAGCUGUGUUUGAUUCCAUCAGGGUGUGCGUCUCCAAGAAGUGUUCAGUCUCUGUCGUAGCACUGCCCUUGUCUACUGUAAUGGAUGCUACAUAGUAUCAUAUACCGUAUUUUCCGGACUAUAAGUCGCACUUUUUUUUCAUAGGUUGGCUAAACAAAAAAAACAAAAUAAACAAAAAAAUUUAAAUAAAAAAAAUUUAAGAAAAUUAUUUUUGGGAAAAAUAGCAUUUUCAAGGUUAUUUUCCAGACUAUAAGUAUAAGUAAUAAACAAAUAAAUAAAGUUAUAAGUAAUAAACAAAAAAAUUUUAAGAAAAUUCUUUUUUGGAGAAAUAGCAUUUUCGACUUAUACUCGAAGCGACUUAUAGUCCAGAAAAUACGGUAUAUACGGCUUUAAGACGUGUAGUGAAGCCUGUUUCUGCCAAAUAUACAACGGUCCAUCAUCAGGACAGACAGACACAAACAUUAGCAACACUGUGAGCUAAAGGACUAGCAUUACACUUAGUAGUUUUAACAGCAACGUCAUGCUAGCUGAGGUGGUUUGCAGACGAAAAGCUUCUAAGUCUGCGGCUCACUGAGCUUUAAGACGUGUAGUGAAGCCUCUUUUCUCAUAAUAUACAACGGAAAAUCAUCAGAACAGACAGACACAAAUGUUAGCAACACUAGCAUAGCGAGCUAAAGUGCUAACAUAUGAAUAACAUGCUUAUUUGCUAUGGAAAACAACAUGAUGACGCUAACAGCUCCCACAUCUGGAUCUGACUGACAGGGUUUGUUUUAGGACGUGUAGUGAAGCCUGAACUUCAAGAUCCAUUUUUGUCACUUUUCAUGCUCAUCAACACAAACUACUGAAAAAAGUGGGACCUUUAAGGUUUUUACUUGGGAAUUUUUGUGUCAUUCGUCCAACUUUAUUUGGUUCACCGAAGGACACACUGAGGGCUUCCUGAUCAGGGCAGAUCCGUGUCCUGAUUGGCUGUCCAGAAUUUAGUUUUUUUUAAUGCGGCGCUUUUUUUUUACUCGCUUCGUUUUUUUCGAGCCAACUUGCAGACCGAACAACAAAACCCUUAAAGGUCCCCUAUCCUUUUUUUUUUUUUUUUUUACAAUUUCAUUUUUAUUUUUUUAAUUUUUUUUUUUUUUACAAUUUCAUUUUUAUUUAUUUUUAUUUUAUUUAUUUUACAAUUUGAAACAAGACGUGUGACAAUAACAAACAAAUGACUGACGCUCACAGCUCUCACAUCUGUAUCUGAACGAGAGGGUAGGACUUUUUUUUUAGGACGUGUAGUGAAGCCUGAACUUCAAGAUCCAUUUUUGUCACUUUUCAUGCUCAUCAACACAAACUACUGAAAAAAGUGGGACCUUUAAGGUUUUUACUUGGGAAUUUUUGUGUCAUUCGUCCAACUUUAUUUGGUUCACCGAAGGACACACUGAGGGCUUCCUGGUCAGGGCAGAUCCGUGUCCUGAUUGGCUGUCCAGAAUUUAGUUAUUUUAAAUGCGCCGCUUCGUUCUUCUUCUUCGGGCCAGUGUAGCAAAACUCUGCCGCUAACAAGCGCCGCACUUUAUUACUGUACUUCCGCCAUAAUAUCGUCGUCGUUGGUUGACAAAAAAAAAAAAAAAAAAACAUCCAAGUGCCAAACUCUGGUGGAGAAAAGCCGUAAAGCCGUUAUCCUGGUAAUUAAUGCAAGGUGACGACGAGGAUCAGAGGAUCAGAGGAUCAGCUCUUACUGCCUUUUUGUUUUUCUUCCUGUGAGGAGACAGCAUCUGGCGUUCUUUCUACCAAAGGACAUCGGUUUUUGUUGGGAAUCCUUUUAAGUGCUAAAAUCCGAUGCUGUCCCCUCUGGAAUCUUUUAAAGCGCAUCGUGUUGGUUGGCCUUCUAAUUUCUGGUUUGUGUUUCCUGAGUGUGUAUGUGUGUGUGUGUGUGUGUGUGUGUUAGUUCCAUUAGGGUCUGUCAAGCAUCUUGGCGGUCCGUUUCAGACCAUGUCCACAUGUGCGAUGGUAUUUUUAAUAACUGGCUUCAAAGGUGUAUUUUAAAGCAACAGGUGGCGCUAUAGCCAAUGGAGGGAAAAUUCGCAUUGAAAUAAUACCCUUGCUGUGUUUCCCACAUUUAUUUGUGGCGCUCCGCCACGAAUGAACGUAAGGAAAACAACUCCUUUCGUUUGUGCGGACAUGGUCCAAGCCUCCCACGAUUGUGCUUUUAAGAUAUUCGGAAAAAAAAAAAUAAUAAUUUGUACAAAACCAAAAGUGUGUUCAUCCAUGUGCAAAUAAAUAUUCGGAAUAAAAUUUUAUGAGAAUUUUGUUCACGUCUCACUCCAGUAUCGCUUUACGCUUUAUGGCGGAUGUUAAAAACGGCGCUAAGUGCGAGCGACACGCUGCGAGGGCCCAGCAGGAAAAACACGGACUUGCUCAAGGGCGUUUUAAACGUCUUAUUAUAACAAUAGUAGUCUUUUUUACUCGGAGCGCAGUAAUGGGACGAAGUUGAAAUCCGCACAAUUUGAUAAAAGACGUUUAUGUCUUCAUGCGUUUUUUGUUUUUUUUUAGUUAGCUAAAUAUUCUCCCGUUCCGCAAACCGAUUUUCUCUUCCUCCUGAGUGAACGCUGUCCAUCUCCAAGAUUUACAACCUCGUUUUCCCCAAAGAAAAGCAGUUUUUCCAAUGUCUCUCUUGGACUUUGUCCCUGACUUCUUCCUCUCCAAAAGUGUUAUUCCUUGUCUUCCGCGGAUGGCCGGCGAUGUCAACAGCACAUGCUGGAUUUCCUGCAGAGAAGCCUCUGGAUUUUUGCGUCUGGCAGCAACACGAUCGGGGUCACCGGUGUUGUGGUUUUGGAUUGUUACCUCCAGUUCCUUCGGACUCUGAUUGAUAUCUGGCCCCGCGUCCCGCUGGGGGGACGUCACCCUGAGUGAAUAUGAAGGCUUUAUUACAGCAGUGAUUGCUCACCUUCUGAGCCUCCGUGAGAUGAAAAAUCCCAUAGACGUUUGUUUUUUUUUUAGCUCCAUCCAUUCAUUCAUCUUCUUCCGACUCUUUGAGGUCAGAAGGUCUGGACGGCAGCCUAAGCAGGGAACCCCAGACUUCCCUCUUCUCGACUACUUCGUCCAGCUCAUCCCGAAGCAUUCGUUCCCAGGACAGUUGAGACAAAGUCGGUCCAACCUGUCCUGGGUCUCCUUUGAGGCACAUCCAUGUGGAAGAGCAGGGGUUCUACUCCCGAGUUUCCCAGAAAGCUAAUUUCCCCAAAGCUCCUGACUGUAGUCGAGGUUAGGAACGGAGCUCCAACAGCAAAUUGAGAGGUUUGCAACAAUCCACCGGUCACGUUGCAACCAUCCAUCCCUUAAGACCCCAAGGUACCUAAACUCCUCCACUUGGGGCAGGAUCUCAUCCCACCCCACCGUUUUCCAGGAAAGAACCAUGGAUUCAUACUUGGAGGUGUUGAUUCUUGUCCAAAACGACGAUGGUCUCUUGGUUUCGAAUACUGACUGACUCAAUACUGAGUGUUCAAUCUUGAAAUUUACUCACCGCAAAAACCUAAAUAAAACUAAAAUCAUGCUGUUUGCUAACAGCAGAAAGGACACGUACCAGCAAAUACAAAUAGACGCUGUAGACAUUGAAAGGGUGAAGGAAAAUACAUCAUACAUACAAUCUUCACUGGCUAAAUGUACUGCAAAAAAGGCCAGUAAGGAUAAUUCAUAAUGCCGCCUACAGAGAACAUACUAACUCCUUAUUUCUAAAAUGACAAAUACUUCAACUCGCUGAUAUAGUUCAACUUCAAAUAAUGCAUAAGGCUAAAAAAAAAUAAGCAAUUAGCUAAAAAUGUCAUCCGCCUGAGCCACGUCAACCGACUCCUCUUAAUGUGCAGGAGCAGCGUCUCGACUCCGAGCCCCUCCCGGAUGACUGAGCUCCUCACCCCUUCUCUUAGGGUUUGUGUUUCUUCAUGUUUCUAGUGGUGUACAGUUCAAUUGUUACUUUGAACGGGAAUCUGGCACCAUUAGUAAGAAUGCUGGUGCAGCUUGUGGCCACUUUUAGCCCGUGACGUCAGAGGAGUAAUUGUUACUGGCAGACUCGUAGCAAAGCCUUUGUUGAGGGCCGCGAUGCCGGCCAACUUCUAUCCCAUCCAGGAUGCGUUUGAGUUUGACACAUAAUGUACUAGAAUGAGAAUCCACUCAGCGAUUAGACGGAAUCGAUAGGUGUCAAAAACGGUUUCUAAGAUACAGAUGUUGUGGAAGACUACCAAAAAAUACUCUGUAGCAAAAUGGAAGCUGAAAGGAAGCUGCAAGCGUCAAUCACGUAAAUGAAACCACGCUAUCGUGAUAUUGGUAAUGGUAAUGGUUUAAUUUCAUUUGAACAUGCAUUAGAUUACA
Molecule: messenger RNA, 9310 nt
Organism: Doryrhamphus excisus (bluestripe pipefish)
Lineage: Eukaryota; Metazoa; Chordata; Actinopteri; Syngnathiformes; Syngnathidae
Product: voltage-dependent calcium channel subunit alpha-2/delta-1-like
Cellular component (GO): L-type voltage-gated calcium channel complex
Molecular function (GO): voltage-gated calcium channel activity
Source: RefSeq, a predicted model, not a curated record